GAAGCCUCACUGCAUCCCAAUACGUCGCUGGUAUCGACAGUCUUCUGGACAAACUUGCCUGGAAUAAAGGGGAAAGUUCCUGAUACACGGGCGACCUUCAAUUUUAGACAAGGGGCGUUGAAGUUAGAAUCCCUACAAAGGUCUUUCUUCGUCGAGCAUUCUGGAAAAAAGCGACAGCGAUGAGGUCACUGGUUAAAGGGAGACCAACAGUAAUGCUCCUUAAGGUUCUGACGCUGUGGCUCUUCAGCAGUUAUUGCGUUGCUCAGGAGGAAACGAAAGGAUCUUCAACCUGCUGUGGUGCUUGCUUCCAAGGCCCGGCCGGAACACCUGGCAUUCCUGGGAUCCCUGGAAAUCCUGGGGGUCAAGGACCCCCUGGCCCCAAGGGCGACUCCGGGAUGGGCCUUUCUGGACCCAAGGGGGACACCGGCGUCCAGGGACAGAAGGGAGACCAAGGUGAGCCAGGGAUACAAGGACUUCCAGGGAAACUGGGACCUGCUGGUCGCAAGGGAGACAUCGGUGAGGGGCAGAAGGGGGUGCAGGGAGUCCAUGGACCACCUGGUGAGCAGGGACAAAAGGGCGAGCCGGGAGAUCUUACGGUAGUUACACCAACACUGCCCUCUGCCAUUGCAUUCAGCGCUUACCGCUCGUCCAGUGUCACAGGCAGUAAUGGCGAUGUCAUCAUUUUUAACAACAUCCUUACGAAUCUCGGUAAUGAUUACAGUUUGCAAUCAGGCGUGUUCACUUGCUCAAGGCCUGGGGCCUACUUCUUCACAGUUACCAUUCAAAGGAUGGCGUCAAGUUCGGAUCCUUACGUAAAACUGAAAAAGAACGACCAGCUUGUCUUCUCGAUCUAUAAUACGCACGACAAUUAUUACCACAUGUCCAGCAAUUCAGCAGUCCUUGUUUUGGCGGCGGGAGAUAGAGUUUGGCUUGAAUUUGGCUUUGGCGGUAUUUACAGCGAUAGCGACAGGUAUUGCUCUUUCUCUGGCUUUCUGAUUCAUGGACUGUAAAACAACUCUAGAACAAACCCCUUGAGGGUGUUUUCAGAUGCUGGCUCUGCUAUGUGGUAAAGAUCAAAGGGCUGGCCAUUUGGGGGAAUUGAAUCUAUAUUACCGAACCUUUUUGAAGAAAUGUGCAUGAAAUAAAAGUUGACUUAGAGUUUAUAGUUUGUGUAAGAAGUGUUUGGGACAGAUGAUCGUUUCAUGAGUUUGUAUUGUAUUCUAUGUAUGUAAAAAUACUAAUUUUUUGUUUAAGUUACGUCAUGCACCUUUAGUGCUGCCUUCGUAAUCUUUGUUUUCAAAUAGAUCUUGGCGUUAUUGAUGAUUAAGUAUGGAUUGGCUAGCACAUGGUGUGAAAAGCGAUGAAUGCUCGACAAGUCUAGUCUCACUUCUGCCUCUAAUUAUUCUUUCUGCCUUAUUAGAACGUGUGCUUAUCCUUUCAUUCUCCCAUGGUCACAGUUUUGCCAUAAAUAUUAGGUACAUUAACACACUAAUAUACCAUAUUGCAAACUGAACGACAUACUUCUAAAGUGCGCUGAAGAUGUUUAAAUGAAUUUUUUCCCAUGUAUUUUUGGGGGGGAUAUGUGAGUUUGUUUAUGAUGACUGUUCUUUCUGAAUUAUAAUUGCCCGAUAAAAUAAAUGAUUUGCUUUAAAAUGAA
Messenger RNA from Acanthaster planci (crown-of-thorns starfish), 1657 nucleotides. RefSeq lists its product as uncharacterized. Gene Ontology annotation, molecular function: protein binding. The record is from RefSeq and is a predicted model, not a curated record. Lineage: Eukaryota; Metazoa; Echinodermata; Asteroidea; Valvatida; Acanthasteridae.